AAAUGGCGUCUGCAGGCGACCCAGAGCGGGACACCGGCCAUUCAGUGUGAGCUUUCCACCCCGAAAUUGAGGCCGGGGCUUGGUGGGGAGUUAUCAGGAACGGUUACCAAAACUGUUGGCUUUUUUCCUCCCCGCUUUUCUCCGGUGUGUGUGGCUCACUCCAGCACCGAGAUUGAAGCGGAACAGCAGAGACUCUCUCCUACAAUGAGGGGGAGACGAGGAAGGCCGCCCAAACUAGCUGCCGUGAUGCGGGAAGGUUCACCCGGGCCAGUCCGCGGCUCGCGGGGUGGCAGGAGCAGAGGGAUGCGUGGACGGGGAAGAGGCAGAGGACGGGGUCGGGGACGGGGAGGAAGCGGCGGUAUUAUUGGCACUGGCUCUACUGAGGUAGAUACUGAAAUCUCCGGCCGAGAGAACUUUCAUUCGUCCCGGGGCCGCAGGAAAGUUGGAGCCUCUAGCACGGCGGCAGCCACGGCAUCGCGGGGCAGAGGAGGCAGAGGGAGAGGCAGGGGGUCGAGAGGCGGCCGCGGCAGCAGAGGCGGAGUGAGGCGGCCUCAGACCAAGGUGGUCUACGACGACAACAGCGACGAGGACGAUAAUUUAAGCUACAGGUCCGAUGAAGAUGAAAUCCUGAACGACAACCCUUCUUCGGAUCUUGAAGAAGAGGAGGCCUUUGGAAACGACUCUGACUAUCUGGAGGAACUACCAGAUGAUGAUGAUGCCAGCUACUGUACCGAGAGUAGUUUUAGGAGCCACAGCACGCUCGGUAGCACCCCAGGCAGAAGAAGGAGCAGGACCGUUCGGCCGCGGUCUCCCAUCCUCGAGGCUAAGGACAUCCCUCCUCUGGAGCUUCCUAAAUCUUCAGAGGAUCUCCUGAUUCCUACCUCUCAGCUCCUCAAUGUGUCUGCCGUGUACGAAGUCCUCCGCAACUUUGGCACGGUUCUGCGCCUCUCUCCAUUCCGCUUUGAGGACUUCUGUACAGCACUGGCUAGCCAGGAGCAGUGCACACUGCUGGCAGAGACCCACAUCUCGCUGCUUAAAGCUAUUCUCAGAGAGGAGGACACUUCCAACACCACAUUUGGUCCAACAGAUGUGAAGGACUCAGUCAACUCCACUCUUUAUUUUGUGGAUGGUAUGACCUGGCCGGAGGUUGUACGAGCGUACUGUGAGAGCGACCCGGAGUACCGGCACAUUCUGCCUUUCCAAGAGAAUGAGGAUUACCCGUAUGAACCAUUGGAGAGCAAAAUCAAAGUUCUCCAAUUCUUGGUGGACCAGUUCUUGGCGACCAAUCUCGCCCGAGAGGAGCUUAUGUCAGAAGGUGUGGUUGCCUACGAUGACCACUGUAGGGUAUGCCAUCGCCUUGGUGACCUGCUGUGCUGUGAGACAUGUUCGGCCGUGUACCAUCUGGAGUGUGUGAAGCCACCUUUGCAGGAAGUGCCCGAGGACGAGUGGCAGUGUGAGGUGUGUGUGGCACACAAAGUUUCCGGUGUAGUCGACUGUAUCCCAGAAGUGCAGAAGACCAGACCAUUUUUACGACAGCUGCCAGUCGGCUAUGACCGACACCACCGCAAAUACUGGUUCCUUAAUCGCCGCAUUGUUGUUGAGGAAGAUGGUGAGCAGACGGACAAAGCCAUCUGGUACUACAGCACCAAGGUCCAGCUAGCUGAGCUCAUAGACUGUUUGGAUAAGGACUACUGGGAAGCCGACCUGUAUGCAGCACUGGAGGAGAUAAGGGACGAGGUCCAUGCACAUAUGGAUAUCAGUGAAGACCUCACCAACAAGGCCCGUGGCAGCAACAAGUGUUACCUUACUGCCGCCAAUGAGGAGAUCCUGGAACGGUUGCGGGCUAAGAAGGAGGAGGAGCUGGAGGAGGUGAAGAGACGGGCUGCUGAGGAGGCGCUGAAGGCACGUCUGGAGAAAGAGAAGAAAGAGCUAGAAGUGGAGAGGGAGGAUGAGACCAUGCUGAAGGACGAGGUGCAGCAGGAUGGCAAAGUGCUGACAAAAGAGGAGGGGGAGACAAAAGAAGAGGGCUGGGAAGAGAAAAGUGACGGCAUCAAAACUGAAGUUAUUGAAGCUCCAUCCACUGGCCAUGAAGGCAGUAGUGGCAGUAGCAUCUCAGACGGACCUUCACCAGCAGCAUCUGCUCCAACACAAAACACCCCCUCCACCAGGAGCUAUACCCCUGCUCCUGAGGCUCCAAAGCCCAAGGAGCCCACCUUAGAGGCUCUGAUAGAGGGAGGUUCCAAUAUUGAGGUCCCUAACUGCACCAAAGAAACUCCAUCGUCGGACUCUGUCCCUCCCAGUGGAGAUGGUGUCCCCAGCCUGAGCCAGCCCUCCCAGACCAGUGAGGAGAACAGUAAUAGCAGCAUGGGAGCUGUGGUCCCUACCAGAGGACCUGAACCUCCAGACCUGGCUGACAAGUCCUCCCAGUCUUCCUUGGCCAGCUUUGAUGACACAGGGGACAGUAAAGAUUCAGCCAAUGGGGACUCAGGGGGUGUCAGCAUUAAGAAAUCUUCAGCUACUCGGAUGGUGACCCGGCUGAGGAACCCAGACAGCAAGCUCAGCCAGCUAAAGAACCAACAGGUUGCUGCCGCCGUUCAUGAAGCAAACAGGGGCUUCAAAGAGGGCAAAGAGGUAUUAGUCGUAAAUGCACAAGGCGACAUCACCCGAGUCAGCACACGCAGCAGCAAGGACGUGGUGAUGAAGGGGACGCUGAGUCAGUUCUUCAAACUGGGCCAAGAGGGAAAAUACCGAGUUUAUCACAACCAGUACAGCUCCAAUACUGUGGCCCUCAACAAACACCAGCACAGAGAGGACCAUGACAAGAGGCGGCACCUCUCCCAUAAGUUCUGCAUGACACCAGCAGGGGAAUUCAAGUGGAACGGGUCAAUUUAUGGCUCCAAGGUUUUGACCAUCUCUACACUGAGACUCACCAUCAUCCAGCUAGAGAAUAACAUCCCAGCACCGUUCAUGCACCCAAACUGGGCCUCUCACAGGACAAACUGGAUCAAAGCAGUUCAGAUGUGUAGCAAAGCCCGAGAGUUUGCGCUGGCUUUGGCCAUCCUGGAGUGUGCCAUCAAACCUGUGGCCAUGCUGCCUGUCUGGAAGGACUCACUGGGCCACACCAGGUUAAACCGCAUGACUUCCAUUGAACGAGAGGAAAAGGAGAAAGUCAAGAAGAGGGAGAAGAAGCUGGAGGAUGAAGAGACGCUGCAACAGGCAACCUGGGUCAAAUAUACUUUUCCAAUUAAACACCAGGUGUGGAAGCAGAAAGGAGAGGAGUAUCGUGUUACGGGUUAUGGUGGUUGGAGUUGGGUCAGCAAGACUUAUGUGCAGAGAUUUGUCCCCAGGCUUCCUGGCAACACCAACGCCAACUAUCGAAAAGAACUAGAAGAUGCUAAACUUGGAAAGAAAUGCAGCCUUCUAGACUUGAGCUGUCGGCCCAGCAUAGCUGCACCAGAAGCAGAGGAAGCCGCAGUCUUCAAUAGUGAGGAAAAGGAUGAAGAAACUUUAAAGCUUUCCAGGCCUGAAGGGGAUCAUCUGACGUCUGUUGAAGAUUUGGAGUCCAAUGAGAGGACGGAGAAGGAAAAGAAAGACUGGACAGGUGUUGAGGAGAAGUCUGAGGAACUGUUGGUGGAAGAAUCACCUGAAAAGAUGGAGGUGGACCCCAAAGACACUCCAUUAGAUGAAGAGCAAAGUACGACAGAGUGUGGGUCCAGUGCUGAGGAGGGAAGGGCCACCAUGAAGGAGGACCCUGCAGAGGAAACCUCGCGACCCUUCAACUACGAUGUCGUGGAUGUCAGCAAAGGCUUCCUCACACGCAUCGCCUACAAGAAGAAGGUCAAAUCCUCUAAGCUGGACGGCCUGCUUGAGCGACGGGUGAAGCAGCACGCCAUUGAAGAGAGGCAGAGGCCGCAGGUGUCUGCAUCCAACUCUCUGACCCCUUUAACAGCUUCCCCUUUUUCAACCCCGGCGAUGAGCACUCCUGUUCGACCGCGGUCACCUCUCAGACCUCACAAUCUCACACAGAAACAGCUUGGCGAAGCUGUGAAAGUGACAGAGAAUCCCUUAACAACACAAACUGCAGGGCCAGAGGAGGUUGGCGAACGGCUGGUAGGAGAAGAGGAGAGUCAGUCUGAACUCUCUAAAACUACUGAUGAGAAUACCACUCCUCUAUCUUCUCUUCCUUCUACUGCUCUGGGCUUUACACCAAAAGACAGUAGCAAUACAGGUACAGGUAAACAUUUGGCGUCAACACAGGGGUUGGAGGCAGACUUGGUAGAAAGGACUACUGGGCCAAAAGAAACAAAUUCACUGCAAGAGGGGAUUAAACAGGCUGAUGUAAUGGAAACAAAUGCAGGGGGGAAUCACAGCUCUUUAGAGCAGAAAUCAGCUGUGGUAUCAUCAGAUGAUACCAGUGCUGCACAUACUGAAAACACCAGGUUAAAACUGGAGCCUUUAAGGACUUCAACAGGUGUUCUUGACCAAAAAAAGAAUCCGAACACAUCCAAACUUCAGCAAAACCAAGAAACUCUUAGUGCAGAGGAAAAUGGGAUGGGGCCAGAGGAGAACCAAGGUAUAACAGACGGUGUUAGCACUCAUGAGCCUGCUUCUCCUCUCCUACAGGUAAAUGGUAAUGAUGACCUGAAGAGUGAAAGCACUCUGAGCAACUCUGUAGUGAGCUCAAACAAUGGCAUGCUUAUUCACAGCUCUCAGCUCAAAGUGAACAAUUUCGAUAAAGCUGAAGACAAAGGGCUGGAUGCUUCAGUGAAUGACAGCCUGCAGCAGAAGCCUUUAGUGAACGGGGAUGUAGCUCGUGUGAAUGAUUGUACAGAGGUCAAAGAACGGACUCUUGAGAGCAAGAUACUGCUAUCAGACCAGGACUACAAACCUCCAGUGAAGGUGCUGAGGCUGCAGAACAACAUAGAAGCACUUGGAGAGAAUACACAGGACACUCGAAAGCUCGACAGCACUUCACCAUCCAAACCCAGUUCUGUGGUCAAAAUCAUCAGAAUGGCGCCGUCUCCUAUACCCUCACCAGAGGAAUCUAGCCUUAGUGAUGACUUUGCAGAGGAGAACAGUAACAGCGGGACCACAAAACCACCAAAGACCAUCAUCACCCAGGUGACAACGACCUCCACAACCACCACAACAGUUGUCUCCACCAAGAUGAGGAUGGCUGAGGUGGCGUUGGAUCUACCAGGGGGGACAAGGAUGACUGAGAGCAGCGCUGUAUCCACUCUCACCACCAUGACUAAAACAACAGUGACCAAAACCUGCUCCUCUGAUGGGCAGUCAAACGAUAGCCAGAGUGAAACAGUGACACAUGAAGAGAAGCUAUCAACCUCUGUCAGUAAGUCAGCAACUGAUAUCAGGGGAGAAACCCUGGUGUCAAGUGUCACAGAGGAUUAUUCGUCUACAAAAGGCCGCGUCCACCUCCUAAAGUUCUCCCGCACUAAGAAGACACGCUCAGACACUGCUCUACCCUCUUACCGCAAGUUUGUCACCAAAAGCAAACGCAAGAGUAUUUUUGUGCUGCCGCAUGAUGACCUGAGGGUGCUGGGGAGGAGAGGUGGUUUCCGCGAGGUGCCUAUUUUUAACUACAACGCCAAACCGGCAUUGGAUAUUUGGCCUUACCCUUCACCCAGGCCCACGUUUGGCAUCACCUGGAGGUAUCGCCUGCAGACGGUGAAGUCUCUGGCCGGUGUGAGUUUGAUGCUGAGGCUCCUGUGGGCCUGUCUGAGAUGGGAUGAUAUGGCUGUCAAACCAUCUGCUGCUGUAGGCACCACACGUACAGAGACAUCAGACACUGAAAUCACCACCACUGAGAUCAUCAAGCGCCGUGACGUGGGACCAUAUGGUAUCCGCUCCGAGUACUGCAUCCGCAAAAUCAUCUGCCCACUUGGGGUGCCUGAGACUCCAAAAGAGACCCACACUCCUCAGAGGAAGGGGCUGCGCUCCAGUGCCUUGCGUCCUAAGAAGCCUGAGCCUGCCAAGCAGACGGGCCCUGUGGUGAUUGAGACCUGGGUGGCUGAGGAGGAGCUGGACCUCUGGGAGAUCAGAGCCUUCUCAGAAAGGGUGGAGAAAGAGAAAGCCCAGGCAGCAGAGCAGGCAAAGAAACGUCUGGAGCAGAAACCAGGUUCAGUCAAUGCCACACCAACAGGAACUCCAUCAACUCCUGCUGCCACGCCCAAAGUCAUUGUGGGUUCACUGUCAGGCCAGGGCACCCCCACCACCAAGGUGGUGCUGUCUACAAAGAUGGGCACCCCUGUCACAUUCCAGCAGAACAAAAACUUCCAGCAGUCGUUCGCCACCUGGGUCAAACAGGGUCAGAGCACACAAGGAGCAGGUAAUGAGACUACUGUGGCCACAUCGGGCGGAAACACUUUCCAGAUUACUGGAACCUCAGUAGGUGGAAAGGUGGUGACCACCAAGCUGCCGCUACCAGCCAACAGCAAGAUCGUCACAGUCAACGUGCCAACUUCACAAGGAGGUGUGGUUCAGCAGAAAGUGUUGGGUAUCAUCCCGUCGAGCACAGCAGGCGGUGCCCAGACCUACACCACAUUCCAGCCCCGCACAACCACACUCAACAUCAGGCCAAAUACACCAGGAUCCCAGCAGCAGGUUCUGGCUGCUGGUGCUCAGAUCCGUCCAGGAAUGACAGUAAUCCGAACACCAAUACAGCAGACAGGACCAAUGGGAAAAACCAUACUACGUACUCCUGUCAUGGUCCAGCAAGGUCAGGGUGGGCAGCAAGUAGUGACGCAGAUCAUUCGUGGUCAGGCUGUUUCCACAGCAAUAUCCGGUGCCAGCCCUGUUGCCACAGUCACAGGUCAGGGGUCAGCCAGCCCCACCACAGCCGGGCAGACUGCAGGUCAAACACCGCCUGGCACCCCACGAGCACAGGGACAAGGCCAGGUUAAGCUCACCCUGGCACAGCUUACCCAGCUCACACAGAAGCAGCAGGCAGCAACAGGGGUGGAGCGGCAGGCUGGUGUCGGUGGUACCCAACAGGCUUUGACGGUGAUGGUUCAGGGUCAGGGCCAGACCACUGGUCAGCUGCAAGUCAUACCUCAAGGCGUCACUGUCAUCCCAGGACCUGGUCAGCAGCUCAUGCAGGCAGCACUGCCAAAUGGCCAAGUUCAGCGCUUCCUGUUUACCCCCUUGGCCUCGGCAGCCACGCCCACAUCAAGCACAGCCACCCAGCCGAACUCAGCCUCCACCAAAGCCCCAGCCCAGCCUGCCCAGCAAGCUGCAGCACCCAUCCAGGCAGGCGCCAGCCCCUUGGCCACCACCAGCACCCCCUCAGCAGCCACCCCACAGGGCCAGUUACCCCCUCAGACACAGGCUCACAUGCCCAUCCAGUCCCCAACGUCACUGCAGGUGAAAACGCAUGGAGGUACCGCCCAGCUGCAGCUACAGCAGUCUCCACAGCUCAUCAGCAUGUCUGGUCUACAACAACAGGUUUUGGCUCAGCUGCAGGCCCAGCAGGCCGGAGGCUCUCUGCCACAACACAUCAAACUUCAACUUCCAAUCCAGAUACAACAGACUGGGACCACCUCAGCUCAGGGAGGACAGAUUGGUAAUGUAGUUACCAUUCAGGCAGCUUCAGUCCAGGAGCAGCUUCAGAGGAUCCAUCAGCUCCGAGAGCAGCAACAGCAGAAGAAGAGACAAGCAGCAGAAGCAAAGAGAGAGCAAGCACUCAACGCAGCCAGCCAGAGUGACAUUAUUCAGAAACAGGUGGUGAUGAAACAAAACGCUGUGAUCGAGCACCUGAAGCAGAAGAAAACCAUGACACCUGCAGAGAGAGAAGAGAAUCAGAGGAUGAUCGUAUGCAACCAGGUGAUGAAGUUCAUCCUGGAUCGGAUUGACAAGGAUGAGCGUCAGGCAGCCAAGAGGAGAAAGAAGGAAGAGGUGGUGGAAGCGAAGAGGAGGAUGGCCAAUGCUAGCAAGCUCUCCUCGCUUCUUUACCGUCACAAAGAAAGCCUCAAGAUGGAGAUCCUGAAGAAGCGAGCUCUUCUUGACAAGGAGCUUCAGCUAGAGGCCCAGGAGGAGCUAAAGAGAGACCUGUUGCGGAUGAGGAGGGAAAAGGAGAGAGCACAGGCUGCAGCCCAACAGGCCGCUCAAGCUGCUGCUGCUGCUGCUGCUGCUGCCGCCGCCGCUGCCCACAACCAGCAGCAACACACUCACACGCACAGCAUCUCCUCCCAACACCACCUCACCACGACAGUCAGCUCCACUCACAAGAGGAAACGGGAGGAGGAGAGGGAGACGGCGACAUCAGCCAAGUCUAAGAAGAAGAAGAUGAUCGUGACAACGAGCACCAAGGAGACCAAGAAGGACACCAAGCUGUACUGCAUCUGCAAAACGCCCUACGAUGAGACCAAGUUCUACAUUGGCUGCGACCUUUGUACAAACUGGUAUCAUGGAGACUGUGUUGGCAUCACAGAGAAGGAGGCCAAGAAGAUGGACGACUACAUCUGUGUGGAGUGUAAACGGGGCCAGGAGAGCAGCACAGAGGAGCUGUACUGUAUCUGUCAGACACCGUACGACGAAUCCCAGUUCUACAUCGGCUGUGAUCGCUGUCAGAACUGGUACCACGGUCGCUGUGUGGGCAUCCUGCAGAGCGAGGCCAACCACAUAGAUGAAUAUGUGUGUCCACAGUGUCAGUCAACAGAGGACGCCAUGACGGUGUUCACGCCACUCACAGACAAGGACUAUGAGGGCCUGCGUAGAACUCUACGCUCUUUACAGGCGCAUAAGAUGGCGUGGCCGUUCCUAGAACCGGUGGACACGAACGACGCCCCAGACUACUACAGGGUUAUCAAGGAACCAAUGGACCUUUCCACAAUGGAGGAGAGGUUACAGAAGCGUGAGUACGUCAAGCUGACAGAGUUUGUAGCGGACAUGACCAAAAUCUUCGACAACUGCCGCUACUACAACCCCAGUGACUCGCCCUUCUACCAGUGUGCCGAGGUUCUGGAAACCUUCUUUGUCCAGAAACUUAAAGGCUUUAAAGCCAGCAGGUCUCAUAACAACAAACUACAAUCAGCAGCCUCUUAGCCUCCCUCCUAAGAUUCAAGUUUCAAACAGACAGACAGGCCUUGUGGUUUCCUCUGAAUGAUAAACCCUCAUGAUCGAAGUCGGGCUCUGCUCAGCUCACCUCCAACCUUCAACAGCGCCUUUGCAAAGCUCAAGUGAGAGAAAUCCCCAAAGUGUUUCUGUGGCAUAGAAGUCCUUCUUUCAGACCAAGGCCAGGGCGGGCUCUGCAGCCGGUUUGCCCUCCAUCAGAGGAAAGAUCCAGAUCAUACAAGCAGAUGAAGUUGGCUGGUUUGGUGUUCAGCUGCAGGCUGAGAUCACGACUGCAGUGGGCUCUUGUGUUAAUUCUGUAGCUGACCACUUUCUUAUUUCUUCAUCUUAUUCCUGCUCAAAAUAUCAGCUUGGAUUUUCUAAUCUAGAGACACAGUUUUAAUGUUAAACAGUCGCGUUUAAGUCCAAUCUUCAGGCUGCAAAAACUCAAAUCUAACCAAGAGUAUUUGUCUGAUUUCUAGUCAAAUAAAUAACUGCAUGCAUUUAAGUCACAUUCACUUGAAAAGUCCAAUAAACAUCUUAUCUAACCCAUUUAGAACAUAACCCUCUUAAAUACUGUAUGUAAACAACCUCUAAAAACCUGAGCGUUUCCUGAAAAACUACACAGAAUUUCAACACUGAUUAAAAGUAUUUUUCUUAGUCUUGAAGGCUGACUAAGGCAUAAAAUAAAACCUUUGAAAGCUAAAACUGAACACAAUUGCCUUUGCCCUUAUGUUUAACAUUUUAAAACUUAACCCUCAGAUCAAAAUCUUCAACAUCCCUUUCCUCUUCAAAACAUUUCUCUUAUAUCCUGGACCUUGGCUAGUGAUCCUCAGUCAAAUCACAAUCUGGGUCAUUGUCAUGGUUCUCAACGUUUAAAUCUCUGCUGUAGCUGGCCUCCAUGCCAACCCUGACCUUAAGUUGUCAGCCAUCACCAGUGUCACUGCUGAACUUGAACAACUUUUUCAUCAUCAACAUUUCCAAGUAGAGGCCAAAAAAACCCACAUUUUCUUUAUCUCAUCAGCCUUCCUUGUAUGGAUUUUUAGCAAAUUAUGUAGCAAAUUUUAAGUCAAAUUAUUAACAGGAUCAUCCAAAAGGCACUAAUGUUACUACAGUUUUUAACAGUAUACCCACAUGAACGUUGAAUUCAGCAUUACUGGGUUAAGAAAUAAAACAGAAUUAAGUCCUGCUUUGCUUUAAACAGAUUAAAAUAUCUGCCUUUGCAGAUUGGCAAAGCAAGCAUGCUAUAUUUUUGCGUAUAAAAUCUUGAACUAAGAUGCUUUUUUGGAUUUGUCAGAUGAAUGUGGCUUACAAUAACUGUCAGGAUAAUUUGGACUAGAAAUGAAAUAUGCACUUGCUUGGUUCUGAGUUUUUGACUUGUACCUCCCUUUUCUUACCCAUGUGACGGAAAAAAAUCUUACUGAAUUAAGUGAUUAUAAUUACUUUUUACAAUAAGCCUUGAGAGAUAAAGUUAAAGUGUUUUAUACCACAUUUUAAGAUGAUUAAAAAAGCCUGUUAUAAUGAUCUGAAGCAGUGGUUCUCAACUGGUCAAGCCUCAGGACACAACACUACCUACUUAAUGAGAAACUGCGAUCCAAAUUUCCCUAACAUUUUAAACAUUUUUCAGUUAAAAACUUGUGUAUAAGGGAAUUUCAUACUACCUUAGAUCAGUUGGGGUCUAAAUUUUGACAUUUUAGCACAAGUUAUUUAAUUUAGUAACUGCCCUCUACAGGUUAAAACUCUUCUUCUGCAACUUUUUUGAUCUGGUACCAAGUAAUGUAUUUGGUGCCAUCUAUCAUCAGCACAGAGCUCAAAGUUACUGCCCACUUUUCCUCGACUUGUAAAUUUGCAGCUCCACCAAUCAGGGAUGUUGCUGUAACGCUCUAGGAUUGUGGAUGAUGUAGUGCUGUUGCCUUAGAUCGUGACCAUGUCUUUUUAAAACAAGGAGGAUAAUAUCCUCACUUGUCUCUGCAUGAUGAUUAUGUCUUCAUUCAACAUGAAAACCAUUCGUUGUUAAAGUCCAAAGUUCAGGCAGAAAUGGACAGAACUUUACAGUUUUGCACUGAAGGCAAGCUCAACCAAUCAGAGAUCUUGCUGUGAAUCUGGAGGAUUAUGGGUUAUUAGUGCUAUUGACCAGGAGCAAGAAUAAACCAUGACUUUCUUAAAAUGAAGCGAAUAUUGCACAAACUUGUGUCAUCCACAUAAUCAUUUACUUUGUUUCCCUGUUUUAAAUGUCCUUUGUUGAAAAACUACAGUUCACUUCACCUGUAGCCAGACAAACACAGAAAUUUCCAACAUAAAGCUGGGAUCAGCCAAUGAAAGACAUAGUUGUGACACUCUAGCACUAAUGUAGUGCUGUUGAGCAUAAUCAUGAAUAAACCAAUUUAUUUAUUUAUUUAUUUUUAAAUAACAAGGUUGAUUAUAUGAGAAAAUGUGUCUUCUACAUGACCAUAUAUCUGCGUUUCAUUCUCAGGUAGCUCGUGGUAAGUCUGGUUGUGACAUUAUGGCUAAUUAUUAAAAAUAAAAAGCAGCUGGGACUGAAUGAUGUGGCUAAUAAGGGACAACAGAAUGGAGGGAGUGGGUGUGUCUUAUCACCUCUCCAUGACGUUGUGAAGGCAUUUUUUGAAAUUCCAAAGGAGAUGCGCCUCAGCUAAAAAUCUGGGGUGUAGUUACUCUUUAAUAAAAAAUGUUACCGUUCAGACCUUAUGAUGAGUUCUAUUUACCUCAGAGAUGACAUCACAUCUGAGUUCCAGUUACUAUAAGUUGGCAACUCAGGGUACCAAAGUUGCUCCAAGUUUCUGUGUCCCAGGUUCAGGGUCCAUUUGCUGCAUUAUCCGUCUGGCAACUCAAAAUUUCAGAGCUCUGAGAUUAACUGGAAUGCAUCAUUAGAUGGAACAAACAUGUUUGAAAAGAGCAUAAUUACAGAAGCACUGGGAGGACAUGCAUGCAGAUAUUUUGAGUUUGCUUUUUUCCCAUUAGAACAUGUUCAUUUUGUUUCACUUCUAUACAUUUUAAUGAAUAAAGACAUUACAAUGGGAAACAACAGCUUUGUUACCCCAAUAAAAUGAGAUAAAUUGGUCUAAGUCUGGAGGAAACAACAUUUAUUUUACAUCCAGGCAAAAUGAAGAAAAGUGAGAUAUUAGAGCUGACAUCUAUGCAUGAAUCAUGGUUCAUUUAUAUCUAUAAUUAGUGUAUUAUUUUUUAAUGCAUGCUUUAUCGUCUGUUUCGACACACUUUGGUUAAGCCACGACGGUGUUUCCUUGCAGCCACAGUGAUGUAAAAUGAGUCCUCCUACUGACUGCUCCUUUAAGUCUCUUAAAAAAAACAGACUGCUCAUUGGUCAAGUCAAAAGACAUCUGCAUCUUGCUUUAUUAAAAAUUACAUUUUCACUGUAGCUGUAUUUUCUUUUCAAUCCAUAACAAGUUCACUUUUCUGUGGUUACAUUUGUGUCAUAUUUUAUCGACAUCAAGUUCCUGUUUUUUUUUUUAAGAUAAAAGUAGGUCUGUAUCCAAACUGGAAGCCAGCUUUAAGACAGUCCAAAAAUCCAAAUCAAAUCAAAACAGCCUUAAAUCAAACUAGUGCAGUUACAAAAUGUGACAAAAGUGGCGCUCAGUUGUGAUUAACUGUAGAAAUUCUGAGAUUAAUUGUGAUUGAAAAUGAUCAUCUUUGACAGCCAUAUGAAUUAUGUUCAUGUAUGUUUGCAUAGUGCUCCAUAGCACCAUAGACUUUGUGCCACAAUUUUUCCCAGGCACUCAUUCAUGACCCACAGAAAGCAGCUCUGGGACCUACUUUUAGAUCCUGGCCCACCAUUUGAGAACCACUGUUCCACUGUGCCAAAGCUUAAAAAAACAACCUACAUUUCAAAGGCAGGUGCAUAGGAGAGGAACAAGUCCAUCAAAAAGUCCUGUGCACUGUCUAAAUUGCACAAAAAAAAUUGCAAUAUUUCAGGAGACAGUGUCGGGGUUCGCUUACUUGUUCACUGAAAACAAGAAAUUACCAAUAUAGGAUGCCUAGAACUCCUGUUUUGUCAUUGUGGUGUCCAAACAGGUAUCAAUAUCAUUUUAUUUUCACUCGAAUUAUGAGGACGUUUAAAGUGCUGGUGUGUGAUAAUCCUGUUAAGAGCAGUAUCAUUGCUGUAUUUCACACUGCAGCUAAGUUUUUGUUCCGACUGUAGCAUCAGGUGUGAAGCCAUGCCUGAUUCUUAAUUUGCCUCGUUCGAAGGGGAGACUAGCUUUGUAGAAAUUGGCUGAAAGAUUACUUUUUACGGAUUCUCUGUGGGUGUACAUUGUUCUAACUCAAGUCAUCCAAAAGGUCUCUAUUUUGUCUGAGAACUGCAAAACUUUCAUGUUGCUUAUCUGGACAGAAACAUCCAGGACAGGCUCCCAUCACACACCAUGCUUCUUCUAUUUUUCUAAAAAAAUCGAGAUGAAUGGGCAUUGGCUUAAAUGUAACUUUACCGAGAGACGAUAGAGUACAAGAGGCAAGGACACAAGGCUGUCAGGCCUACAGAGGGAUGAAUCUCGCUUAUUGAACUCGUCUGUACUGUACUUCCCUCCGUUUGCUCAGACUGUCUUGUUUGUCUCUGUCUGUGCGUCUCUGUCCCCUUAUCUGUCAGCCACUUUUUCCAGCAUAUUUCAUUGAAGUUGACAGGUUGGCUCACAUAUGUCUCUCAACUCACCCUCAAACCAUGGUUAAGUAAUUGGAUAAUGGACUUUUCCACUCAGCAUCAACUCAGUUAUGUUGCGGUCUGCGGCAGCAUGUCUGAGAGUCGACUUUGAGUGGGGACUGGGGAGUCUUUGUAUGUCGGGGUUUGUAUGAAAAUUUUAUAGCAGCAUUUUUAGCAUAUUUGGGAACAUUUUUGUAAGCUGUGUUUAUCAGUUUUGUAGGAGGGGAGCGGUCAUAAGACAAACUCAUCUUUAAGUUGUUUCAAACUGUUUGGAGUUAGGUAAAUAUCUCAGAUCCACUCGUUCUUUUCUGUGUGUAGCGGAGUUGAGAGAUGAUGUAGCUUCUGUCUCCUUUUAUGUUUGUGUGUCUUUCACACAAAUGCCUGUCACUUUGUAAUCUGAUGAUGUGUUUCAUCCACUGUUUGUACUCUCUAUUGUAUAUUAUGGCUACCCAAAUAUGUAGAGAUAAAGAUUUUUAGCGCAGUAGAAACUUUUAUUUUUCACUCUACAAACCAGCAACUAAGCCCGCCUGUAUAUUUAACUUUUUUUCUUUUUUUGAUUGAAGUGAACUCUACAUUUAGGUAAAAUUGCCCUUUUCAUAAAAUGUGCUGCAUAUUGUGAGCAUAAAGGUUUUGAAUGGGGUACAUUGACACAGUUAACUCUUGUAAAGAGUUUUUCUUGUUUUUGUAAGAAACAAAGCAGUUCAACAUAACUUCUAUAUUGACAUUGCAUUUCUUGUAUUAUUUAUUCAUAUCAAUGAAAAAGUUCUCAGUUUUUUGAGUAAAUGUUAAAGAAAACGUAACUGCAGAUAAAAGAAGUAUUCUAUGUUUUUAACAGAUUGUGGAAACUCUGAAGAGAUUCUCUUUUGUACUGGAUAGGACAUUUCAUCCUAGGUAAUAAAGUAAUGUUUUUG
Cheilinus undulatus (humphead wrasse) is the source of this 14643-nucleotide messenger RNA. Its product is annotated as nucleosome-remodeling factor subunit BPTF-like. The coding region runs from base 205 to 9060 and encodes 2951 amino acids. Gene Ontology annotation, molecular function: zinc ion binding; RNA polymerase II cis-regulatory region sequence-specific DNA binding. Gene Ontology annotation, cellular component: NURF complex. The transcript has 36 exons. Gene Ontology annotation, biological process: regulation of transcription by RNA polymerase II. The record is from RefSeq and is a predicted model, not a curated record. NCBI's taxonomy places the organism in Eukaryota, Metazoa, Chordata, Actinopteri, Labriformes, Labridae.